AUGAGAGAGGGACUGCCAUGCAUAAAGCUGAUCAUAUUUCUCUUUUUCUUUAAGGAUGGAGAAGACUUUGAAUUUGUAACAGCUAAAAGUGCUGAGAAUCCUCCAGAGCAAGAAGCACUGCCUCCAGUUGCUUACUAUAAUGAACAGGCAAUAGGAAUUCCAGUGGUUUAUGAUUAUCAAGCAGUAGAUUAUUAUGACUGGAAAAAACUUGGACAAGGAGGAUUUGGAACUGUGUAUAAGGCAAAACAUCGAGAGACCCACUACCCUGUGGCUAUAAAGAUCACAGAAAUCCAAAAGAGAUACACUGAAGAAAUCAAAGAACUAGAGGAGGUGUAUCUGAUGCAGACAGUCUCUGGACACAAAAAUACUGUGGAAUAUUACGGUUCCAUGAUCAAUGUCACUCCAGAGUCAAGCCAGUUAUGGUGCAUUAUGGAAUAUUGUUGUGGCGGAUCCCUAUAUGACCUGCAGAAAAUGUACAGAUCCCUCCCAGAGUAUGCAAUUCAGUAUAUAUCUAGAGAAGUGCUAGAGGGCUUGAACUACCUACAUGAGAAAUGUAUUGUGCACCGUGAUAUCAAAUGCAUGAAUAUCACGCUAACCUAUCCAGCUAAAGUUAAGAUAAUUGAUUUCGGGCUGGCUGUGCAGUUAAGAAGCCCAGAUGACAUUACAAGUGGUACCUGUGGAACAACCUGUUGGAUGGCGCCAGAAGUUAUUGCCUGCAAAUACUAUCGAAAUUGCACAUAUGGCUUAAAGUGUGAUAUCUGGUCGUUUGGCAUUACCGCCAUAGAGAUGGCAGAAGGACAGCCACCUUACUAUCACGCGUUUGAUCCAGCGGCCCUCAUUUACACCUAUGAGGCGCCCACACUAUUUGAACGAAACUAUUGGUGA
This is a messenger RNA of Xenopus tropicalis (tropical clawed frog), 885 nucleotides long. RefSeq names its product serine/threonine-protein kinase mig-15-like. The coding region runs from base 1 to 885 and encodes 294 amino acids. Lineage: Eukaryota; Metazoa; Chordata; Amphibia; Anura; Pipidae. The record is from RefSeq and is a predicted model, not a curated record. The transcript is spliced from 11 exons. Gene Ontology annotation, molecular function: ATP binding; nucleotide binding; kinase activity.